AUGUCUUCGCCUCCCGCUCUCGACUUUCCUUCCUCAGAUAUGGACGACGUAGACAUGGCUGACGGUACUGCGAACCAGGGCACCACUCAGCAAACUUUCCCAAAUGCACCCCCACCUGCGGAGCCUCUUUUUCUCGCUGGAACGCCGUCUGUAGGCGGAACACCAGCCAGUCAACGGUACGCGAAUCCCGCCACCUCUCCUUUACGUGGGGCAACAGCGAGAAGAGCAGUUGGCUUGAGCACUCCGAAACGUACUCCGCUCUUUCUUGGCGGAGAAAGCUCUUCGCCAAUGGCAUUUCCUUCAUCAUCACCAGGAAAGACUCCUACUAGGCGCCGUAUGCCAUCAUCCGAACGCCCGCAGGACUCAGAUCCGCUUCAUUUUCCAUCAACUCCUGCUGCUAACAACACGCCCAAAAACCGUAGAGGAGAUAUCCAUUCAUCACUUUCUAUCACCCCUAGUGCUCCAGCUCGUCGUUCUGCCCCCCGAGAUCCCACCAACCUCAAUUCAGAUAGCACCCAUCUUGGCAUCCCUGGCUCAUCUGCACCCAAUCUUUCAGUUCAGGCGCCCAUGACCGAUGAGCCUGACGAGAUUCGUGCCAUUUGGGGAACGACCGUUAAUUUGGCUGAAACUAUGAAGGCCUUCCGCGAUUUCUUCAAAGGCUUCAAACCAAAGUACCGCAUCUCUCACGACAGAGACCUCGGACUCAAAACUCGCGUCCUCAGUACACCUGCAGAAGGCGAAGUAAUCCUCUAUGAGACGUAUUUCAGACGAAUGCGUCAGACGGGGGAAACGAAUCUCAAUCUCGAUGUCAACAAUCUUCUCGCGUAUCCUCCUUCGAAAAAGCUUCAUACACAGCUCUCCAAAUACCCUCAAGAAGUUAUACCCGCUAUGGAUCAAGUUUUAAAGGAUAUGAUGAUUGAAGUCGCAGAAUUAGACCAACAAAACGGUGUGGAAGGCAUGCAGAGCUUGGAAGGCGAGCAGGAGAUCAGCGAUAUCAUGGGGAGGAUCUAUAAAGUUCGACCAUUUGGGAUCCCCUCCGCCAACAUGCGCAACUUGAAUCCCACUGACACCGACAAACUUGUGUGUAUCAAAGGCCUUGUCAUUCGCGCUACUCCUGUCAUCCCCGAUAUGAAAGUCGCCUUUUUCCGCUGUUUAACAUGCUCGCAUACUGUUCAAGUCGAGAUUGACCGUGGCAAGAUCGAAGAGCCGCGACAAUGCCCUCGCGAUGUCUGCGCCUCAGUCGGCACAAUGUCUCUUCUUCACAACCGAUGCGAAUUUGCAGACAGACAGGUCAUCCGCCUCCAAGAAACCCCCGAUGCUGUACCUGACGGCCAGACUCCGCAUACAGUUUCCCUUAGCGUGUACGAUGAGCUCGUUGAUGUUGCCAAACCAGGAGACAGGGUUGUCGUAACUGGCAUUUACAGGAGUGUCCCCGUACGCUCUAACCCAAGACAAAGGACCCUCAAGAGUUUAUUCAAGACCUAUCUUGAUGUGGUACAUGUCAAACUUGGUUCUGGUGGAACCCUUGGGCUCGACAAAAGCACGCGUCCAGCUGGUGGUGAUGGUGUUCCAGGGGUUGGAGGUCUAGGCGACGGCGGCGAUGAAGACGAAGAGAGGGAAGGCCGACAGAGCCGGAAGGCUGAGCUUGAGGAAAAAAUCAGACAACUCAGCCAGCGGCCAGACAUCUAUGACUAUCUUGCGCGCUCUCUCGCCCCGUCUAUCUGGGCUAUGGACGACGUCAAGAAGGGUAUUCUCCUACAACUUUUCGGUGGAACGAACAAGAGCGUAGCGAAGGGCGGAGGACAAGGUGGUCCGAGAUACAGGGGUGAUAUCAAUGUUCUUCUCGUUGGUGAUCCUGGUGUUAGUAAAUCUCAGAUUUUACAUUACGUGCAUAAAAUUGCACCCCGAGGUGUUUAUGCUUCAGGCAAGGGCUCGUCCGCAGUUGGUCUAACAGCGUACGUUACGCGUGAUCCUGAAACGAAACAACUCGUCCUCGAGAGUGGCGCUCUGGUUCUCAGUGAUGGUGGUGUUUGCUGUAUCGAUGAGUUUGACAAGAUGUCGGAUGCCACAAGAAGUGUCCUCCACGAAGUCAUGGAACAACAAACUGUGUCCAUCGCCAAAGCCGGGAUCAUAACAACACUCAAUGCUCGUACCUCAAUCCUGGCAGCAGCUAACCCUGUUGGAUCGAAAUACGAUGUCAAUCUGCCUAUCACACGAAACAUCGAUCUACCCCCGACAUUGAUCUCUCGGUUCGACCUUCUGUAUUUGGUCCUAGAUCAAGUCGACGACGCCCUUGACCGACGACUUGCCCAACACUUGGUCGGAUUGUACCUUGAGGAUGCUCCUGCUCAGGAGUCAAACGAAAGUUUGCCUUUACAAGAGCUCUCAGCAUACAUAGAUUAUGCCCGCUCAAGAGUCCAUCCUGUGAUUACAGAAGAGGCGGGAAGCGAACUCGUGCGCUCGUACGUCGACAUGCGCAACAUGGGCGACGACCCCCGAGCGAGCGAGAAGCGCAUCACCGCAACGACCCGUCAGCUGGAGAGUUUGAUUCGGCUGUCCGAGGCACACGCCCGUAUGCGCCUUUCGGAGUUCGUCGAGCUGUCGGACGUGAAGGAGGCGAGCAGGCUUAUGCGCGAGGCUAUCAGAACAAGUGCGAUGGAUCCAAGAACUGGCAAGAUCGAUAUGGGUCUGCUUAACACUGGUACCGGCACCGGUCAGCGGAAGAUGCGUGAGGAUAUGAGGAAGGGCAUCUUGAAUGUCCUUGAAGGCGCUGCGAAGGGCAGGGGCAUUAAGUGGGUGGAUGCUGUCAAGCUUUUGGGUGACCAGAGCAGUGUAAAGAUCGACCCUGUCGAAUUCUCCGAGGUCAUCAAGGGACUUGAAAAUGAAGGUGUUAUCAAAGUUGUCGGAGAAAGAGAGAAGCGGAUGAUCAGGAAGAUCCAGGAAUAA
Psilocybe cubensis is the source of this 2946-nucleotide messenger RNA. RefSeq lists its product as uncharacterized. The transcript is spliced from 8 exons. The record is from RefSeq and is a predicted model, not a curated record. Gene Ontology annotation, molecular function: single-stranded DNA helicase activity; ATP binding; single-stranded DNA binding. Bases 1 to 2946 code for a protein of 981 amino acids. Lineage: Eukaryota; Fungi; Basidiomycota; Agaricomycetes; Agaricales; Agrocybaceae. Gene Ontology annotation, cellular component: MCM complex; nucleus. Gene Ontology annotation, biological process: double-strand break repair via break-induced replication; DNA strand elongation involved in DNA replication; DNA replication.